Molecule: messenger RNA, 1301 nt
Organism: Sphaeroforma arctica JP610
Lineage: Eukaryota; Ichthyosporea; Ichthyophonida
Exons: 1
Coding region: 234-689 (151 amino acids)
Source: RefSeq, a predicted model, not a curated record
CACGAUCACGGCGAGUAGCGACAUAUAUGUUGAUGAGUGUAUGAGCCGCUGGUAUGGCUUAGGAGGACAAUGGUUAAAUACUGGUCUUCCACACUACGUAGCCUUGGACAGAAAACUGGAAGCUGGUUGUGAGAUAUGGACUAACUGUUGUGGCCAUGGUCAAUUCCUCAUAGAACUCGAGUUAGUGCAAUCCACAGUAGCCAGUGCACGCGAGCACGAAGACGACCACCAACAUGGCACCGCAACAACCUUACGACUCGUACAAAAAUACUUUGGGACCGGACACGCAGUGUAAGGCUGCUGCACUACGUGCAAAAGGCCCUCAUUUCACAGGUGUUAUGAAGACAGCUACUAAAAUGUUUCCGAUGAAGGUGUUGAGCAGGGAAGAGUUGUCUGGUUGUGAAGGGCACUGGUCAUCGAUGGUGACUACAGAUAAAGAUGACAACCAAUACUCGGCUACAGUGUGGUCAAACAGAAAUCGAAAAUACUUCAUCAACACGUAUGGCACAACCAAAGAGGGCAGAACAAUAUCACGUAAAAGGGUACAGAACGAUGGAAACAGUGUUAUUUCAAAAGAAGUGCGCUGUCGACAACCUCAGCUAGUCAAACAGUAUUUUUCCUUUAGUGAUAUUGUAGGUAGGCACAACAGAUACCGUCAAGAUACACUCAAUAUAGAAGAAAAAAACUAGAUGUGAGAAGUUGGGAAAAAAAGAGUUGGUACAACACUGCUUGCAAUGUGUAUAGUAGAUUCAUGGCUCCUAUACAAAGGUACACCCUCACCAGCAGAAAGGACUCCAGUGGACCAGCGAACGUAUUGUCAGAUACUUUUCAAAGAGCUCAUGAACAAUACAUACGAAGCACGCGUCACACGCUCGAUAACAGCUACUGUUGCGGUGCGACCAGAAGCGACUUUAUCGGGUAUUGGGACACACGCAAGCCUCAUUGAGGAACUAAAACGUGAGAAGAGGAGGAAUAAGGAUGGGGUGGUUGUUUUCGGUCUACGAACCGACCGAAAGAACUGCAAAUAUAAAGGCUGUGCGAGGAAGAAAGUUCGAAUAGGAGACCAGUGCAGUAUUUGUCACCAGGGUAUACACAAGGAAUGCUUCAUAGCGCAUAUUUACGAGUCACAUCCAGACGAACGAGGUUAAAGAAGACGUGUUCACAGAUACGUGCACAUGCGUGCAAUACAUUCAAGCUGAUCAGCUGAAAAGUAUAAGAUAUUUUUAUAAUAAACGUUUGAUUCAUAUAUAUUUAGCCGUAUAUAUACUCAAUUUAUUCAUUUUACUCGAAUUUUGCAGGCG